UCACACACACACACACCCUAUUCAUAAACCGUUGUGAUGCCGGAGUGGACGGCGUGUGUCGUGUAGUCUGAAUUCACACCGGAAUAUCAUGGAGCAGUAGAUUUGCGGACGGAGAUGCAUGACGCAAAGACACUCGCAGUGCCCGGCGGCCUGAACUAUGGUCGGCGGUAAACGAGCUCAGGAUCACGGAGAGACGAAUCUGACUCGUCCAUCUGGAAACCUGCGGGGAGGAAGAUGAGAAAACCCGCGAUGGCGAUGAAAACUGCCUUAUUCGUGUUUCUGCUCUAUGUGCUCCACUGUGCCGUAUGUCGCGACGUAACCCUUCCCACCGGACCCCUGUACCGCGUGGCAGGCUUUCCCCUCUCUCUGCCCUGUGUUGUGUCAGGAUACGAGGGUCCACGCACUCAGGACUUUGAGUGGUUCCUGUACAGGGACGAUUCUGGUGGGAGGCAGAUGGGAGUGGUGUCCACCAGAGACAAAGGUUUCCCAUAUGCUCCGUUCCAAGCCCGGGUGAGGAACGGGGAGGUGAGGGUGGAGAGGGACUCCGGGGAGGCAGUCCGGCUGGUGAUCCAGAGGCUCCGAGCAGAAGACCAGGGAAAUUAUGAGUGUUACACGCCCAGCACGGACACCGUCUAUCAGGGAAACUACAGCAACAUGGUAACUGUCAAAGUGAUCCCUGAUACGCUCCAGAUCAGUUACUCCCGCGCACUCACUGGGCAGCCGGUGCCAGAGGGAGCCAUGUUAACGCUGACAUGCUCGGGCAGCAUCCGAUCACAGCAGCUCACCCAUCUGUCCAUCACGUUUGGGAAACGUGGCGGUGGGGACAGUUCGGGCAGCGGCGCUGGAGGGGAGGUCAGCACCGUGAGAGAGAUUAUCUCCAUCGACAAAAUGCUGGGGAUUGUCCCCGGACAUUCGUACAAGAAGCGUUACGACGAUGGAGAGAUAACGCUGGAGAAGAGGAACGGCGAGGGCGGGCAGGGCGUCUAUGUGAUGAGGAUGAAAGCGGUGCGGCCGGAUGACAGCGGCUCAUAUUUCUGUGAGGCUUCACAGUGGAUUCUGGACCCUGAUCGAUCGUGGCAGAAGAUUGCACAGAGGAUGCUGGAUAUUGGCAACUUGACCGUUCAGCAGUUAGCCGAGUCUCUCAGCAUUACUUCCUCACCCAGAGGAGAAGUGACCUUGCAGGUCGGUUCCCCCCUCAUCCUGACCUGUGAGGUGUUGGGGCUGCCGUCGGAGGUGAACUCAGGUCUGCUGGUGCAGUGGAUGAAGAGGGGAUCUGUGAGGAGUGAUGCAGUCGUUGCCGGGGGAGUGGAGGUUGAGGUGGCGCGCAUGAGCACGGAUGGCAUUGUGAGCUGGGGAGAUGACCUCAGCAGAGCCAACGGCGGCUCUAUGGAGAAGGUGGCGGAGGGGAAGUACUCUCUGAAGCUUUUCUCAGCCCGGCCUGUGGACACGGGGGUGUAUCGGUGUGUGGUGAGCGUGUACGCUGGGAGGAGCAACCCCGGCUCGUCUACACCGGCAACACUCACUCAGAAGUCUGAGGGAGUCAUCGUCAAUCUGAAGACCAAAGACGUGGCGGUCUCAGCUGUGGCUCAGCUCCCUCGCGGUCCCCUGUUAAAAAGAGGCAACACCAUCACCCUCAUCUGCAACGCCACCGUGAAAACCACAGGUCCUGCCCAGGUCCAGGUUCAGUGGCUGCGCUGGCCAAUCCCUGAACCCGUCAUCAGGGGUUCGGUAUCCGACGGUGCUCCACCCGAUCCACCUGUGGUGGAAACCCCAAGACUGAUCGCUGCUCUCAUGCACGAUGGUGUCGUGAACAUCCACAGCAACGGCAGCGAGGUCAGCGUCGACCGCUUGUCCGCUAUCAGCUACAGACUGAGGGUCCACCAAGCGGCGAUAGAAGAUCAGGGCAUGUAUGCGUGUCACGCCGAGGUGUGGGGUCAGGAUCCACAUGGAGGCUGGUACUACACGGGAGUCAAAGCAGAGUCGAAUGCAUUGAACGUUUACCUGUAUGCCAGAGCUGGUGACCUCCUCCUUAUCCCUCUGGUCGUCGGAGUCUCUUCCGCCUUGUUCGUGGGCAUCAUCAUCAUCGCUACGGUAACCUGUUGCUUCAUGAAUCGCCUGGCAAAGCAGCGGGCUCGGAAAUAGGUCGUCCCCCUUUGCCAGUUGUCUGAAAGCUGAUUGGUCAAGAAGAGGCAAUGCGCAGGACACGAUGGAUUAAAUGGCCAAGAACUAACUUUUCAGACUGAGUAUAAAAAGUAUUUUUGUCACAGCGAUAUCUGAUUUUUUUUUUUUUUUGUGCGUGUCCUGACCUACCUGUUUAACAAUCACUGCCAAGUUGUUUCGGUUUUGUAUUUUCUUGUAUUUUAUAACCAAACCUUCUCAGAAAAACGUCACGUACCAUUAGGUGCAAUAUUUAAAUUUCUGGAGACGCCACUUUAGCCAUAACUCUCCUCUCCUUGAGUGGUUAGACUUCUUGUUUUCUGGGGGGUUAUCCCAGUGUCCGUUGUCCCAACACACCUUUCUUUUUUAACUGGAAAAAGGGUCAAAGUGCAGAGGCAAAGGUUAUUGUGACAAGGUCAGCAGUAAAGAAUGUACAGCAGGUUUGUUUAUAGUCUCUCAAAUGUGCAGAAUCUCUCACAUUCUGACUAAAGUCAUGGUUCGAUUGUUAGUGUACGAUGCUUUUUAAGUUUUAAUAGUUCAAUAGUUGUUGUUUUUUUGACGCUGUGCCCGUUGUUUCUUCCUAAAAUGUGUCGUUUCACCCCCGACGUUGUCCGUAUGAACAUGCAUGGUUGAACCACUAGCAUUGCCACUGCCAGUCACAUGAAUGCUGAUGGGAGCAGUUCAGAUCCAGAAACUUAAUACGAGCAGGGACCUUUUACGCCACUCGCAGUCCAGCACCACGCUGCAUGUAAACAGAGUCUCUCUGUUGCUUAAUAAGGAAGACGCUGGCCGGGGACUUUGUUUUGCCAAGAACAAUUAAGAAGUAAUUCUAAACACAAGCGUUCCUCGUCUGUGACCCUUCAAGGUGGAGUGUUGUCUAUAUUACAGACUUGUAUAGAUUUGACAAAAAAGGAAAAAUGGAAUAGAUGUCCAUGAUGCACUGACUGAAGUUUA
Messenger RNA from Solea senegalensis (Senegalese sole), 3111 nucleotides. RefSeq names its product immunoglobulin superfamily, member 8 (gene igsf8). The transcript has 8 exons. Bases 235 to 2142 code for a protein of 635 amino acids. NCBI's taxonomy places the organism in Eukaryota, Metazoa, Chordata, Actinopteri, Pleuronectiformes, Soleidae. The record is from RefSeq and is a predicted model, not a curated record.